AAAAAAAAAUUCUCAUCUUGUCGAGUCGGUUCUUCUACAGGUUCUCUCUGGAGUUUCAAAUUUCCUUAGGUUUCCACUCUCUUCUAGUUCUUCUUUUCCUAUUCUUACUUUUCUCUCCCCUUUUCGGUUUCUCUCCAUCUCUUUCUACUUAUCCAUCUCUCCUUCCUUCACAGAUUAUUGCAAGGGUUUGCUCUUCCUUCCUUUCUUUCUUUCCAUUCUUUCUUGUUCUGGUUUUCGCCUUUUGUUCUUGCCUUGAACAACUGAACAAGUAGUUUUCGUUUACGGGUUUGUUCUAUAGUGUGAAGGGUUUUUGAUUUGGGUUAUUUUCCCGUUGUUGAUCUCUUGAGGUUUGAGGGAAAAGCCUUGAAUAUUUAGUUCCACUUGAGCUUCUUCGCUUGGAGUUUGAAAGAAUGGCAACUCUGGCUGAUUCUUUCCUUGCAGACCUUGAUGAACUAUCUGACAAUGAAGCUGAUGUUAUUGAGGAAGAAGAUGUUGAUGCUGGAAAUAUGGAAGAAGAUGUUGAAGGGGAAAUGGCAGACAUAGAAAAUCUUAACUAUGAUGAUCUGGAUAGUGUUUCAAAAUUGCAGAAAACCCAGAGAUAUGUUGAUAUCAUGCAGAAAGUGGAAGAUGCGCUCCAAAAAGGCUCUGAUAUCUCAAAUCUUGGAAUGGUUUUGGAAGAUGAUCCUGAAUAUCAGCUGAUUGUGGACUGUAAUGCUUUGUCAGUUGAUAUUGAGAAUGAAAUCAUUAUCAUCCACAAUUUUAUUCGUGACAAGUACAGGUUGAAAUUUCCAGAGCUUGAAUCGCUUGUGCAUCACCCAAUUGAUUAUGCACGUGUUGUUAAGAAAAUUGGGAAUGAAAUGGACUUGACCCUGGUUGAUCUGGAAGGGCUAUUACCGUCAGCUAUCAUUAUGGUUGUGUCAGUUACAGCAUCGACUACAAGUGGCAAGCCUCUUCCUGAAGAAAUUCUGGAUAAGACCAUUGAUGCUUGUGAUCGAGCUCUUACUCUAGAUGCAGCAAAGAAAAAAGUCCUCGACUUUGUAGAAAGUCGAAUGGGAUAUAUUGCACCAAAUCUUUCUACUAUUGUUGGGAGUGCUGUUGCAGCUAAACUUAUGGGGACUGCUGGUGGUCUUGCUGCAUUAGCUAAGAUGCCUGCAUGUAAUGUUCAGCUUCUUGGUGCUAAGAAAAAAAACCUUGCUGGUUUUUCCACUGCAACGUCACAAUUUCGUGUAGGGUAUAUUGAGCAAACAGAGAUAUUUCAAUCAACACCCCCUUCUUUGAGGAUGCGUGCUUGCCGGCUCUUGGCUUCCAAGUCAACACUUGCAGCAAGAGUAGAUUCCACGAGAGGAGAUCCAUCAGGGAACAAUGGAAGAACCUUACGGGAAGAGAUCCGUAAGAAAAUUGAGAAGUGGCAAGAGCCACCUCCUGCAAAGCAACCCAAACCACUUCCAGUGCCUGAUUCUGAGCCUAAAAAGAAGAGAGGUGGUCGUCGACUGAGGAAGAUGAAGGAAAGAUAUGCAAUAACAGACAUGAGGAAACUCGCAAAUAGGAUGCAAUUUGGUGUACCUGAAGAGAGUUCUUUAGGGGAUGGACUGGGAGAGGGUUACGGAAUGCUCGGUCAGGCUGGGAGUGGCAAGCUGCGUGUAUCAGUUGGUCAGAGCAAACUUGCUGCAAAAGUUGCCAAGAAGUUUAAGGAAAAGCAAUACGGAAGCAGUGGUGCUUCCUCUGGAUUGACAUCAAGUUUAGCAUUUACCCCUGUGCAGGGGAUAGAACUCUCAAAUCCACAGGCUCAUGCACACCAACUUGGCAGUGGAACUCAAAGCACGUACUUUUCUGAGACAGGAACAUUUUCAAAGAUCAAGCGGACCUGAAUCUUCUUGUGUUCAUCCCUCCUUGCCAGUCUGAGUACAUUGAAUGAUGCUAGUUUGAGGGACACUGAAAGUAUUCAACACAUAUCUGUAUAAGGAACUCUUGCUGUAAGAUCCUUAGAUCCAGAUCGCUUUUAAGCAUUAGUUGGCAUUUAA
Molecule: messenger RNA, 2021 nt
Organism: Juglans microcarpa x Juglans regia
Lineage: Eukaryota; Viridiplantae; Streptophyta; Magnoliopsida; Fagales; Juglandaceae
Product: U4/U6 small nuclear ribonucleoprotein Prp31 homolog
Exons: 9
Coding region: 411-1868 (485 amino acids)
Biological process (GO): spliceosomal tri-snRNP complex assembly; mRNA splicing, via spliceosome
Cellular component (GO): precatalytic spliceosome; U4 snRNP; U4/U6 x U5 tri-snRNP complex
Source: RefSeq, a predicted model, not a curated record